AUGACAAUAACAGAUACUCUUUUCCAGGACCAUGAUGACUACAAAGAAAGCCUUGGCUUGGAAGACAUCUCUUACUUGUUUAGAAAUGGCACCGACGGUUAUCUCAACUACAGCGAGUCGGAUUACAACGAGAGCGAGCUGUGCUGCCCAGACCCACCCUGUGACUUCUAUACCAUCCAAGCCUUUGAGGGGGUCUUCCUGCCUUGUUUCUACAUCCUGAUUUUCCUCAUGGGGUUGUGCGGGAACGUCAUGGUGAUCACGGUCUUGCUGCGUUCCAAGGAGCCCUUACCUGGGACAGAUGUGUUUAUCUUCAACCUGGCGAUCGCAGAUGUCCUGUUGGUGGCCACGCUGCCGUUCUGGGCGGCCCAAGCGGUGCACAGCUGGGUCUUCGGUGAUUUCCUGUGCAAGGUGGUUGGCAGUAUUUUCAAGAUCAAUUUCUACGCCAGUAUCUUCUUCCUGGUCUGCAUCAGUUUUGAUCGGUACCUCUCCAUCGUGUACGUCAUCCGCAUGUAUAAGAGGUCCAAGUCCGCUUGGAUCGUCCUCAGCUCCUUGGCUAUCUGGGUCUUCUGCAUUCUUCUCGCAGUGCCGGAUUUCAUAUUCCUGAACGUUGAGUUCGAUUCCCGUCAAAACACCACCUCGUGCUCCCUCAAUUUUGGCUCCGGCUGGAAGAUCAUUCUGCGUAUUUUCAACCAAGUGGUGGCUUUCUUCCUUCCUCUGUUGACCAUGGCUUACUGCUACUCCCACAUCAUCUUCACACUGCUGAGCUCCAAAGGUUUCUCGAAGCAGAAGGCCCUCAGGGUUAUACUGGUGGUGGUUGCGGCCUUCUUCCUCUGCUGGAUUCCCUACCACUUGGUGAUGCUCAUCGACACCCUGAUCGACUUCAAAGUCUUGGAGCCAAGCUGUGGGUGGGAGUCCAGGUUGGACAUUGCAGAGACCGUCACAACCAGCUUGGGUUUCUUCCACUGCUGCCUCAACCCCCUCCUCUACGCCUUUGUCGGGAUCAAGUUCUGGAACAGAUUCCUGGAGCUGCUGGAGCAGGUGGGCUGUGUGAGCCACAAGUUCCUGAAGAGACACGCCCGCUUGCCAAGCCGCCGGAGAGACUCAACGUGGUCUGAGAGCACGGAGGCCUCCUACGCAGGUCUCUGAUAAGCCCGUCUGCAUUGCGGAGGACUCGGCUUCUCAAGAAUUCUUCUGUGGUUCUGCAAGCGGCAAAUGCGUUUAUUUUGACCCACUCUGGUCUAACCA
Molecule: messenger RNA, 1245 nt
Organism: Sphaerodactylus townsendi
Lineage: Eukaryota; Metazoa; Chordata; Lepidosauria; Squamata; Sphaerodactylidae
Gene: CXCR3
Product: C-X-C motif chemokine receptor 3
Exons: 1
Coding region: 1-1146 (381 amino acids)
Biological process (GO): G protein-coupled receptor signaling pathway; chemotaxis; regulation of leukocyte migration
Cellular component (GO): membrane
Molecular function (GO): C-X-C chemokine receptor activity
Source: RefSeq, a predicted model, not a curated record